Ceratitis capitata (Mediterranean fruit fly) is the source of this 721-nucleotide messenger RNA. Its product is annotated as skin secretory protein xP2. The coding region runs from base 1 to 675 and encodes 224 amino acids. The record is from RefSeq and is a predicted model, not a curated record. Lineage: Eukaryota; Metazoa; Arthropoda; Insecta; Diptera; Tephritidae. The transcript has 2 exons.
AUGCCUGUACUAUGUGGGGGGAUUAACGGGAAAUUCUUCCUUGUCGCCCUCGCCGCCAUCUUGGCUUGCGCCAGCGCUGAUGUCUCUGAGUUGGGUUACACCUACCAGGAACCUGCACCUGUAGCCUUAUCUGUCCAAGCACCUGCACCUGCUCCAGUUGCUCAACCCGACCGCACCUACGUGCCACCUGCACCUGCACCAGCUCCAGUACAUGUGCCAGCUCCAGCUCCAGCACCAGCUCCCGUUCAUGUGCCAGCUCCCGCUCCAGCUCCAGUUCACUACCAAGCACCAGCACCAGCUCCAGUACAUGUACCAGCUCCUGCCCCAGCACCAGCUCCAGUCCAUGUCCCGGCACCAGUGUACAUCCCAGCUCCAGCACCAGCUCCAGUACAUGUACCAGCCCCAGCACCAGCACCAGCUCCAGUUCAUUACCAAGCUCCAGCUCCAGCCCCAGCACCAGCUCCAGUUCAUGUGCCAGCUCCCGCACCAGCACCAGCUCCAGUUCAUGUUCCAGCCCCAGUUUACAUCCCAGCUCCAGCACCAGCAGCAGCACCAGCUCCAGUUCAAUACGUUGCUCCAGCUCCAGUUGAACCAACUGAGCAAAUCGAACAUCACGCUGAAGAUGGUUACCGUUACAAGACUGUCCGUCGUCGCGUCUACAGACGUCGUUAUUAAUUUGUUUAAUUUUUUUGGUUUGAUGAUGAUAAGUCUAUCAGAUGAA